AUGUGGGUCGAUCCGGAAACCCCGUUGGAGUCCUACACGUGGAAGAGUUCGCGCGGAGAGACCUGGGACCUCGUGAUGAGCGACGAGUUCAACUUCCCCGGACGGUCUUUUCGACCUGGAGACGAUCACAUGUGGACGUCGAUCGAGAAACCGGACGGCGUGAACGAGGCGAUGGAAGUCUACGCGCACAAUAAAACCACCACGGCGUGUGACGAGGCCAGCGGCAUCUGCAGCUUCCAGAUUGAACUGGAGGACUCGGUCACUCAGCUGCAAGUGUGGAACAGCUUUCUGCAGACGCCGGGCUUCGAGAACGUCACGUUUUUUUAUCGUGGGGGGAUGGUGCAGUCCUGGAACAAGUUCUGCAUGCAAGGAGGUAUGAUCGAGGUUCGAGUCCAGCUGCCUGGAGCUCUCUCAGAGUCCUCUGGCAACCCCGACCUGCUCUUGGACUCCAGUGCGCGCGCUCAGUCGCUGCGUUAUUACCCGACGUGGCCUGGAAUCUGGUUGCUAGGAAACCUUGGAAGGGCGAUUUUCAGCGGCUCCACGAAUCGGAUGUGGCCAUUCUCCUACGACGCUUGUGAUCCGGACGAAUUGACGCCGAGCAACCAGCGUAUUAGCGCGUGUGACGCGGACCCAGGCUCGGGAAUGAACCCGUAUCAAGGUCGUGGUGCGCCUGAAAUCGACAUCGUCGAAGGAGGAGGGACGACCAUCUCGUCGUCCAUCCAAGUGGGCCCUGGAAUGCCGCCGGACUUCCGCGUCGUAACGCCAGAGGGCGAGAACAAGCUGUGCAUCUACUCAAGCUCGUGCAAAACGCCCGGCGCCAACAUCCCAGGAAUUCCCGAGAGCGUCUACGUCGGGGCUCGUGGUCAUCAGUCGUGGUAUCAGAAGCUGCGCUACGCUUCCAACAAUUUUUGCCAGCAGAACGCCAGCCUCAUUCAACGAUAUACCACGGUGGAAGCCGCGCUGAAAGCUGGGGUUGAAGACAACGUGUGCUCCGUCGACACGUGCCCAGGAUCUCUGGAUAUCAAUUCGGACCUCAACUACAUGCACGAAGAUGGCGACGAUCGCUGGGGCAUCAACUCGAACGGCACCUGCUUCUCUGCUAUGAACUCGUACAUGGGCGAAUUCAUCUGCAGCGCUGGAAAUCCCGACCCCAGCUGCAAACCCCUCGACGACACGCCGGUUCUUCCCAGUGAUGAAUCAACUUUUGCCUUCCAAAUGGACGCGCUGUCCGCGAACUGGCCGGUGCACAUGGGGGUGUACACAGGCUUCGUCCGGUACCAGGUGGAGUGGGUCCCCGGCGCCAAUGGCUACGUGCGCUGGACGCUGGAUGGAGACCCGUUGUUCGAGAUCCCAGCCGAGACCAUCACGAACCCUCCGCAAGGAGCGAGCGUCAAGAACCCCCGCAAGAUCAUGAUCGAGGAGCCUUUGUACCUCAUCUUCAACGUGGCCAUGUCCAGCAAGUGGGGCGCUCAACCGCCCAACCCGAAGAAUCCGUGUCGUGGAGAUGGAAUGGACCCUGUAGCUAACCGCAUCUGCGACGCGUUCCCCAUGUACUUGAAGAUCGACUACGUCCGCGUGUACCAGGACUUGUCGCCUGACUCGAUCAUGAGCGUGGGCUGCGACCCGAAGACGCACCCCACGCGCCAGUGGAUCCUGGAUCACCUGGACGAGUACGAAGACGAGGAGAACAAACUCGUCGAGGUGCACGGGAGGGCCUUCUGUCGGACGGACGAGGACUGCACGUGUUCAAGCACUACGUGGUCUGGACCGCGCUGCAUCACAGAGCGCAAGGUGAAGCAGCAGCAACGACAGCAAUACGAAUUGAUGCGCCGACAGUCCGGCCGACACCUCCAAAGCGCGUGGUCAUCAGAGUAA
Molecule: messenger RNA, 1875 nt
Organism: Phytophthora sojae
Lineage: Eukaryota; Oomycota; Peronosporomycetes; Peronosporales; Peronosporaceae
Exons: 5
Coding region: 1-1875 (624 amino acids)
Biological process (GO): (1->6)-beta-D-glucan biosynthetic process
Cellular component (GO): plasma membrane; endoplasmic reticulum membrane
Molecular function (GO): glucosidase activity
Source: RefSeq, a predicted model, not a curated record